Cyphomyrmex costatus is the source of this 1753-nucleotide messenger RNA. RefSeq names its product Cytochrome P450 18a1 (gene Cyp18a1). Gene Ontology annotation, biological process: xenobiotic metabolic process. Gene Ontology annotation, molecular function: heme binding; steroid hydroxylase activity; oxidoreductase activity, acting on paired donors, with incorporation or reduction of molecular oxygen, reduced flavin or flavoprotein as one donor, and incorporation of one atom of oxygen. Gene Ontology annotation, cellular component: intracellular membrane-bounded organelle; cytoplasm. The transcript has 5 exons. The record is from RefSeq and is a predicted model, not a curated record. NCBI's taxonomy places the organism in Eukaryota, Metazoa, Arthropoda, Insecta, Hymenoptera, Formicidae. The coding region runs from base 149 to 1753 and encodes 534 amino acids.
UUCGAGCAAACGGAACUCUUUUCUAUUUUUCGAGACUUCGUGCGGUUUACAUAAGUGAUCACAACGACACUCAACAGACACUCGACAGAUAUUCACGAGCGCGAUAUCAUAAAUUUUUAAUCAAUCAGUGGUCCGUGAACCGUACGAGAUGCUGAUAAAAUUCGGGCAUUGGUUUUGGCACGUAAUUGUUGGAACCGUAGAUCUUUACAGUCUUUUGGUAUUCGUCAGUGUCGCAUUGAUAACGGUGAAAUUGAUAGACUAUUUGAGGUACAACCGUAAAUUACCUCCUGGUCCAUGGGGGCUACCGUUAUGUGGCUACUUACCCUUCUUCAAGGAAGCUUUACAUCUGCAGUUCAAUGAUCUGGCCAAGAAAUACGGUAGCAUAUUCAGCGUUAGUCUCGGCUCUGAAUUAACCGUCGUAAUGAGUGAUUAUCGCAUCAUACGCGAUUCAUUUCGACGUGAGGAAUUCACCGGCAGACCACACAAUGACUUCAUGAACAUCCUCGAUGGAUAUGGUAUUAUUAAUUCGGAGGGUAGUCUGUGGAAGGAUCAGAGAAAAUUUCUUCACAAUAAACUUAAAAACUUAGGCAUGACUUUCCUUAAUGGCAAAAAUUUGGAAUCAAAGAUUAAGCACGAAGUCAAGGUAUUUCUUGAGAGGUUGGAAAUGAAACAUGGAGUACCUACAUCUUUAACGUCCUCUCUCGCUGUUGCGAUCAGUAAUGUGAUCUGCUCGAUUACAAUGGGAUUGCGUUUCUAUCACGGCGACCCGAAAUUCAAAAGGUUUAUGGACCUCAUUAACGAAGGAUUCAAACUGUUCGCUAAAGUGACAUUUGCAAAUUAUAUACCGAUAUUGCGUUACAUACCAUGGAAUAAUGGCAUUCGAAAUAAAAUCGAACAAAAUCGAUCGGAAAUGGCUGACUUUUUUCAAGAAGUUAUCAAUGAACAUAAAACAGCGUACGACAAGAAUAACAUUAACGAUAUCCUCGAUGCCUAUCUGUAUGAAAUUGAGAAAGCUGAGGAAAAAAAUCAAGAAGAUCAGCUUUUUGAUGGAAAAAAUAAGGUUCGUCAAAUGCAACAAAUUAUGGGCGAUCUCUUCUCCGCGGGUAUGGAAACCGUGAAGAGCACCCUCGAGUGGUCGGUGAUUUUCAUGUUGCAUCAUCCGGAAGCAGCAAAAGCAGUGCAGGAUGAAUUGGAUCAAGUCGUAGGAAGAAGAAGAUUACCCACAUUGAAUGAUGUUCCCCACCUUCCAGUCACUGAGGCGACGAUUCAAGAGAUUCUUCGCAGAUCCAAUCUUGUACCACUUGCCACUACGCACGCUACUACACGGGAUGUAAUGAUAAAUGGCUAUAUGGUGCCAGCCGGUACUAGCGUGAUACCAUUGUUGUAUGCGGUGCAUAUGGAUCCGGAACUCUGGGACAAGCCGGAAGACUUCCGGCCCAGUCGUUUCUUAGACGCCGAGGGUAAGGUGUAUAAGCCGAAUUUCUUUAUGCCCUUCGGAGUCGGUAGACGAAAGUGCUUGGGCGACGUGUUGGCACGCAUGGAGAUUUUCCUGUUCUUUACUUCACUACUGCAUAAAUUUAACUUGCACGUGCCUGAAGGUGUCGCAUUGCCCAGUCUACAGGGUAAUAAUGGCAUAACGGUGUCACCGAAACCUUUUACUGUUUGUUUACUGAAAAGAGAUCUGAACUUGAUGGACUGUGACAACAAUGAGAUCUCUGUCAAUGGACCUGUACGUAACGUUGGCAGUCAUUAA